Messenger RNA from Colossoma macropomum (tambaqui), 3798 nucleotides. RefSeq lists its product as uncharacterized. The transcript has 4 exons. Bases 565 to 2211 code for a protein of 548 amino acids. Gene Ontology annotation, molecular function: DNA-binding transcription factor activity; RNA polymerase II cis-regulatory region sequence-specific DNA binding. The record is from RefSeq and is a predicted model, not a curated record. Gene Ontology annotation, biological process: regulation of transcription by RNA polymerase II. Lineage: Eukaryota; Metazoa; Chordata; Actinopteri; Characiformes; Serrasalmidae.
UGUGAACACACCCCGCAGGACUCGGUGUAACACUGUUUUAGUCCCCCAACACAGAGAGGAGUCCCACACAGCCUGGAUUAGACAAACCUCCACACUUCUCUCCUCACUCUGACAGACCUGUAUGACUAUUUAUUACCUGUAACAUAGGAAAAAUGCGGUAAUGUCAUUUGUGAUUUAAAAAGUUACCUUCUGAGGCAGCUAAGAAACUACGGACUGACUGUUUUUUCUGUCUUUCUUUAGCUAGCUAAGCUAACCAGCUAGCUAGCUCGUGUAUCAUUCUUAACGUUAAACUGAGUUAGCCGCUACCUCUGAUAUUAACAGCUCGCAGGUUAAAGAAAACGUCUGCCGAAUUGGAAGGAGUUAGCGAUUUGGAAAACAAGUAAAAGAUAUAUGAAUAAAUCGAUUUUAAAUUUAGGAGCGUUAGCUGACUGUCUGCUGCUGUUCAGGCUAAUGCUAUCGAAGGUUUAGCUAAUGAGUGGUCCCACACGCAGGGGGCUCUAACACGGCUGUACCGUUUGGUUUAGAUUUAGCUACUUCUUCACUGUCGCAACAUUUACGUUCAAGAUGUCUGAAAUCAUCCUGACGUUUCAGUCCCAGCUCUCUGGCGUUAUGGAGACCGUUUUUAAGGCGGCUAUAUUUGAGAUCACCAGGCUGGUGGAGGACAGUUUUCUGGAAGAAGUGUCUCGGAGCCGUGAACAGGUUGAAUCUUUGAAAAAGAGGCUUCAGUGGUCUGAAUCGAGGCGCAGAGACCAAGAAGAAGGCAGGAGGCUAAAGUGUGCAGACUGUGGCAAAGCCAGGCUCUCUGAUGGUGAAGGGAAACAGGAGAAAGCCUCACUGACCCAAACAGGUGUGGAAAAUGCACGAAACCUUAAACAGGAGAGAGGUGUGGAGGAGAGUUGGAAGAGCUGUGGAAUUGAGAAGAAGGAUGAACUUUCUGGACUUGUGGAAUCAGAGAAUGUAUCCAGUCCAGUUAAAGCUGCAGAGAAUGCAGCUGAGGAGGGAGGAAAGCUGAACUGCAUGCUUAAAGCAGAGGGCGUUACUGCUGCUGGUUCUGAGCCACAAAACGAGUGGAGGCUAAGCACUGAAGUAGAAGGUUCUGACAAUUCUGCUCAUAGUAAGACCUACAGUGAGCAAGAGUUGCAGCAGAUUCAGGAUGCCUGGAGCUCAGGCUUGAAUCAAGCAACUGACCCUGAACCGGAGGCAGACAACAUCCAGGGUCUGCCAUAUAGAACUCGCUACAACAUGGAGGACUUAGGAUCAGCAAGUUACAGCACCCAGGAGCUGGACAUGGGAGACCUGAAUGGACUAACAGGGUCACCUCAGAGAACUGGAGAGGUAUUGGGAUUUGGUGCACUGUCAGGUUCUUUGCAGACUGACCUGAGUUCAUCUUUGGAAUGUGGGAGACGUAUUAGAAAUAAGAGAGGAAACAAAGGCUCAUCGUCUUUACACAAUACUCCAGAUACAGGUGAUCUGAACUGUUUGCUUAUUAAUGAAGAGGGAUACUUGCAGGACAUUAAUUCUCUUCCUCAGGCUCCAGUUGGACUUGUAGUUGACCCUGGCCAUCGGGGACAUUCCAUGUACAGCAGAGACACAGUUAAUGACAGCAGUAAUUGCUUUUACAGUGGAGAUGCAUUUAGCCACCCAGUGGACCUGAACCACACUGAAAUGGUGGGAGAUGGAGACAAAAGUCUUCACACUUGUUCUCAGUGUAUGAUCAAUUUUCCAGACCAGGUUUCUUUAAAGGCCCACAUGCUUACUCACCGAGCCAGUAUGUCACCUUCUUACGUCUGCAACCAGUGUGGGAAGAAGUUUACCCAAGCUUGCAACCUGAAAGUCCACCAACGCGUCCAUCAGAGGGACGGACUGCACCUGUGCAGUCACUGUGGGAAGGGCUACUCAUCUUUCAGCGACCUGCGGAGGCACCGAUGCAGCCAGGCUGGAGACAAGCCUUACAGCUGCACGCUCUGCGGGAACAAGUUCAGCCGGCUGUGGAACCUCAAGCUGCACCGCCGCAUUCACACACAGGAGAAACCACACCAGUGCAGCAUGUGCGACAAAAGCUUCACCCGGGCCGACAUUUUAAAGGUCCAUCAGCGGACGCACACUGGAGAGAGACCGUACUGCUGUAGGGUGUGUGGGCUGAGCUUUAAACGGCUCGACCAUCUCCGAUCACACCAGCGCAAACACGGAUCUGACCUGAACAAUCGCUAGAUCUGCAGUUCUGUUCAUCUGUACACUAAUUCAAUGCUUAUACACGGAGUGUCCAGUGUAUUAGGUACACCUACCUUGUAUCUACUCAUUGACCAUUUUAUCAGGUUUCACCUUUUAUACCUUGCAGAUAGGUAUACUGUUGUCAUGCACAAUUUAUGUUAUGUACUUAAUUUCCCUUAUAGGAUCAGUAUGCUUUCUAAGUAUGCCUGGUCUGGAAGCAGCACAGCAUUGCCAGCAGACCAGUGCCACUUUUAGUUGGGGAGGCUUAAGCAUGUUGCCCGAGGGCCCCGCCAGUUAUACCCAGUCAGUUCUAGGUAUACCCACAGCAUUCCAUUUGCUGGCUCACCUCUUUUACAACUAAGCUACCAGCAACCAUUAGCCAUUAUUAGCCAUCCUCUGUCCCAUCUACCCCUACCACAGGGUAACUGUUGACCAGAUAUUAUUGUAGUAGAUCUUUCUCAGCACAGCAGUGACACUGACAGAGUAGUGGUAUGCACUGUUGCUGGGGUUCACUGUGUGCACGUACUGGCCCCUUUUAUCAGACACAUAUAAUUGUAGUUUUUGUUGGUAUAGUUAGAGACUAUGACUUCAUGCACAGUUUGAGUAAGCCAUCCUCUGGCUUUUUAUCAGUGGUUAGUUUCUGACCACAGUUGACUGGUUGGGGCGGGGUAACAAAUUGCACAGCAGCUGAUCAGCGACAGUCAGUAACUGUGAACCUACAUCUGAUAAAAUGGCCAGUGAGUGCUUUGUACAAGGUAGGUGUACAUAAUAAACUGACAACUUAGAAUAAGUUUUGUCUUUGUUUUCAAAUAGAUCAUGAAUUGUAAUUGGACUGUAAGGCAUUACAAGUGUGUCCACUGCAUAUCUGUCAAACUGGCAACAGAGGAAGAAGCAUAGUCAAUAAAAUGAGCAGUGUUUGAAAAUAGCCCAAGUUUGAAAACAGCUCAAGUAUUUAACUUUGUUGGCCAAAAAUGGUGGUUGUAUUGAAUAUGUUAAGUUGCAGAAUCAAUGCAUUUACACACCGGUCAGUAAAUCACAAUGCAGCGAUGCAUUUUUACACCCCCUUCAGGAUUUGUUCUCUACUAGUUUACAUUAGUUAAUUUACCCGUGAAAUAUUGUAAUUUAUUAUUUAACAUCCUGUCAAACAUUUGGCAAAUGUCAUUUCAGGUUAGUUCGCAUCAUGGUUAAAGAAACUGUAUGGUAGUCAGAUUUUCUGUUGGUACUUAGUGAUACUGCAGUGCCUUUGUAAUUGGAUUGUUUUACUGACUGGGAUUAUCAUGUCUCUUAUUUAUUAAUGUUUCAAUUAUGUUUUUUCAUUGCAUUUCUUUCAUUUCAUUAUAGUCACUCCUAGCUAAAAUGUGUUUAUAUAAAACGACUUCCAGACUUUUUGUGUUGGUUUAUUUGAGUUGUGGUUGUGGAUGAAAGUUGAUAUUUCUACUGGAUGCUGAUUAAAACAGUUUACCUUUAAGAAAAAAAGGUGUUUCAGUUUCUAUGGAGCAACAGUUUGUUGUUAUAUUAUUUUAUCACAUUAUGAAGAUGGUAAUGUUUAUAAUGAAAAGUGUAAGAUGUGUAUAUCCUAUUAAUAAA